ACGCGGGGGUGUUUCGAAAACGUUUUGGACGACGUUAGACUGUUCGUGUCUGCUAUAGACGUCUGGCUUAUGGCAAGUGAGAGUGAACUAGUUCCACGACGUCUUAACGAGGACAGAAGCGAAGAGUUUUCUGAUUCUGGGAUACAAGAAAAUCUUAUAUCUGGUAGUGUGGAUGGCAACCAGCAAGAGCAAGAUGUGCGCAUAGUUUACGGCAGGAGAGAUGAGACGGAUUCGAAUCAGCAUGAGUCAAGAAUUGGUGUAGAUCCCGUUAUUGCUCAAGCCUCAGACGGCAAACCACCAGAAAUUGUAGAGUCUCCAGAUGACUUACGUUCUCCGCGCAAUCAUUGUGAUUUUGAUGACAUCGGAAUCUAUUCCAAUGAGUUUCAAUCAACAUCUAGUAACUUAGGCACAGUUGCCACUGGCAGUCAUCAAGUAGGUGUUGCAGAGAUGGAAUCUAAGAUGCGGUGCCUCAACGUCACAGAGAGUAGUCAACAGCAAGCUAUUUUAGGUUCGCGAAGCUGGAAGUAUGACGUGUUUUUGUGUCAUGCUGGCGAAAACAAACCAUUCGUUCAUCUCCUCUACAAGGAGUUGCUAGAUAAAUACGGCAUAAUCUCAUUCUUUGAUGAAGAAUCGUUGGAACCAGGCGGCGUAGCACAGGAAGACAUUGCAAAUGCAAUGUAUCAAUCUCGUUUUUUUGUAACGAUACUCAGCCAUGAGUUCAAAGGAAAACAUUUUCCUGAAGAAGAGGUUGACGUUGCGUUAGAGUUUUGCGUAAAGAACCAUAGGAUUAUUCCAGUCUUCUACAAGAUUACACCUGACCAAUGCAACGCAAACAAAAGCGAUUGCGUUGUCAAGUUAAGCAAGAUAACUGGUUUCAAGGUGGAGGAAAAGGAAAAGGUAUCAGAUGAAAAGCUUGCUACGGACUUUGCCAUAAAAAUUGGAUCACUUGUUAAGAAGGAAGAAAAUCAUGGUACAUUACAAGGUCCUCCUGAAGCUGUGCAAUUCAGUGACCGGUACUCAGACAUGAACAGUUUCCAGCCUAUGAAAGAACUAAAAAAGAAACUCCAACAACAAUCGCCGAAGUGAUACUUGCAGUAUGGUAAGUAUCACUUCAUGACGGUCACUUGUUUAGAACAGUAGAGUUGUUUCUGAUAUCUGUGUUAUUUGAACAGACUUUAUAGUCGAUCAUCACUGUGCAAUGUGUUUACAUGUUAUAGAGCAGUGCUGUGUAUAGUUUUUCUGGAGUAUAGUCCAGCAAAUGGGUUGAUAUUAAAUAUAGAAACUUGAAUCUGUGUUUCUGAACAAAUUAGCC
Molecule: messenger RNA, 1312 nt
Organism: Corticium candelabrum
Lineage: Eukaryota; Metazoa; Porifera; Homoscleromorpha; Homosclerophorida; Plakinidae
Exons: 7
Coding region: 70-1086 (338 amino acids)
Biological process (GO): signal transduction
Source: RefSeq, a predicted model, not a curated record